GCAACACUCGUUCGCCGUGCUUCUGUUCUAUUUACGCGACGGCUUGUUCCCCGUGUUGAUCGUUCCGUUCCAAGCUCUCUCUGUCAUCCUCGGGAAGCGCGAGCUCAGACCUCAUCCUCCGAAGUUUAUCCAGUCGUUCUAACUGUCGUCGUAGUGCAUCGCAUUCAUUCUAUCACAGAAUUUGGUGCGCGGAUCGAGCGGCACGCUCACGAUGCCCACUGUUAGACGGCAAGCCAUUUCGAACCACAUGAAACUGUACGAGGCUCUUAUCGUAACUCUGCUCGCCGCCAUCUCUAUCACCCUUCAAGGACAAGCUGCCAGUUUCACAAUAGCGCGACCAUCCACCGUCAGUCCACGUGGCAGGAAGCUGGGAGGGAUGCCAGCUCCGCGACCCGCAGAUCCACGUCACGCCACCGCGGCACGCAGAAGAGAACUGCACGAAAUCGGCGUGCGCGAGGAGGAGACGCUCAUGUCGGGCACCAUCAUAAUCGAGCAGCCUGAAGCCGCCAUCGGCGCGAUCGAAAUAUACAUGGAGGACGGCAUGCACGCCGACGGUCGCAGCGCCGUCGCCAGCAGUCGCAGCGUGGGUGCCGAUAGUGGUGUGUCGCCAAGUACUGUCGCCACGACUUCCCCCCAUCCCCCUGCCGCCGCUUCCGCCAGCGCUUCCGCCGAGUCCAGAGCGUCUUCCAAUUCCCCCGCCCUCGAUAUCUCCGCGCUCGCCGCCGCGGAGGCGAGCGACAAUGCAGCCGGCGCGACAUCGGGGCAGGCCGGCUACGUGGCGACGAAAUGCGACAUCAGCGACGGGAUGUGGGAGGCAAAUGAUAACCGGCCGCUUUAUUCCAGCGAAUGCCCGUUUAUUCACCGUGCGACGCAGUGCGAGGCGCACGGGCGGGUGGAUACACGGUACCAGAAUCUGCGGUGGCGACCGACAGGCGACAAUGCGACGGCUGGCGACAGCGCGACGGCGCCGGGCGGCUGCGACGCGAUGCCGCGACUGACGGCGACGAGCGCGUGUGAGCUGAUGCGAAAUAGGAACGUCGCGUACGUGGGGGAUUCGAUCGUACGCAACCAUUUCAACUCGCUCGCGUGUAUCAUGUACGGCACGCAAGGCGAGCCCGAGGUGCUGGGGAGCCAUCCGUACGCGCAAGUGUACCACUGGGCGAGUUGUAACGCCACGGUGGCGUUCUAUUGGAGCCAUUACCUGGUCAACCUCACCCUGAUCGACGAGCACGUGUUCAACACGGGCGGCGAGCUCGACCUAGAGAGCCCCGACGCCUGGUGGUUCAGUCACUAUAACGAGCACGACACGUUCGUUAUAAGCGCGGGCCAGUGGUGGUCGACGCAGCGCAUCCAAGGCAAGAACAUGCACUUCGCGGCGCCGCACGCCGACGCGCCGCUCUUCGAAGCGUACCAGACGGCGCUCUUCUCCGUCCUCCGCCCCUUCACGGCCGUUAACAGUACCGGCAAGCAGGUGGUUCUGGCGCUCGUGCCGCCCACGCACGGGUUCCACGGCAGCUGCUCCGCCACGCAGCCGGUAACCGAGGAGGAAGCGCGCGCUAAGGACUACCCCGAAGCCAAGUACAACGUCCUCCUUGCUGACGUGGCGCGGCGGUACGAGGCGCAGCGGGCGAAGCGCGGGCACGGAGCGCCUUUGCUGCUGCUGGACACAUUCGGGAUGUCGUUAACGCGGUGGGACGGGCAUCCCGGGACGAACACCGGGGGAAGCAACAUCGACUGCGGGCACUAUUGCCUGCCCGGCGUGCCGGAUGCGUGGAAUGAGAUGAUGCUGGGGCUGCUAUGGCUGCAGGACGGGCGGGGGGGAGUGGAGCAAUGUGAGGAGUGGCAGGGGCAGGCGGUGUGAGGGGCCUGAAGCGAUGGGUGGUGUGAAUUUAGGUGUGAGGGUGACCAUUUGAGGAGGGCAGACAGAUAAUGCCCGACUGCGAGGAGCAGCAGGGAGACUGGGAGACACGCAGGGAGGGACAUGCAAGGGGAGAAAGAUGCAGGGAGGAACUACGAUGUGGAUGCUGCAUGAGGUGCCGGGGAGGACAGGUUGGCCUGGGAGAGGAGCAUGGGAGGGGGCUUUGGAGAGGAGUUGAGAAUGUGGCUACAGCCUUGUGCUUGGGUGGCUCAAGCAUGCAUGCUCUCACAUGCUUGGAAUAACGCAACUUUCACCCAAAAAAGAAGCAAUAACAAUGCACACAUAUGAAAGGUGCACUCAUUGGAUUGUUUUACUAGCAUAUUUAUAGGUUCAAUAUGGCCUCUAUGCUCUUUUAUUA
Molecule: messenger RNA, 2276 nt
Organism: Closterium sp. NIES-67
Lineage: Eukaryota; Viridiplantae; Streptophyta; Zygnematophyceae; Desmidiales; Closteriaceae
Source: the annotation of a GenBank genome assembly